This is a messenger RNA of Manis pentadactyla (Chinese pangolin), 3463 nucleotides long. RefSeq names its product ceruloplasmin (gene CP). Gene Ontology annotation, molecular function: copper ion binding; oxidoreductase activity. Gene Ontology annotation, cellular component: plasma membrane. Bases 1 to 3273 code for a protein of 1090 amino acids. Gene Ontology annotation, biological process: iron ion transport. The transcript is spliced from 20 exons. The record is from RefSeq and is a predicted model, not a curated record. Lineage: Eukaryota; Metazoa; Chordata; Mammalia; Pholidota; Manidae.
AUGAAGAUUUUGUUGCUAGGGAUUUUUCUAUUUUUAUAUAGUACCUCAGCCUGGGCGAAAGAGAAGCAUUAUUACAUCGGAAUUAAGGAAACAACCUGGAACUAUGCUGCAGACAAUGGGGAAAAGAAACUUAUUUCAGUUGAUAGAGAACAUUCUGAUACCUAUCUUCAAAAUGGCCCCAAUAGAAUUGGAAGGUUAUACAAGAAGGCCCUUUAUUUUCACUACACAGAUGAGACCUUUACUACAAUUAUAGCAAAACCUGUCUGGCUGGGGUUUUUAGGCCCUAUUAUCAAAGCUGAAACUGGAGAUAAAGUUUAUGUACACUUAAAAAACUUUGCCUCUAGGGCUUAUACUUUCCAUGCACAUGGAAUAACUUACUAUAAGGAACAUGAGGGAGCCAUCUACCCAGAUAACACCACAGAUUUUCAAAAAGCAGAUGAUAAAGUGCAACCAGGUGAGAAGUAUACAUACAUAUUGCAUGCCACUGAGGAACAAAGUCCUGGUGAGGAAGAUAGCAAUUGUGUGACCAGGAUUUACCAUUCCCACAUUGAUGCUCCCAGAGAUAUUGCCUCUGGACUCAUCGGACCUUUAAUAUUUUGUAAAAAAGAUUCUCUGGAUAAAGAAAAAGAAAAAAAUAUUGAUAAAGAAUUUGUGGUGAUGUUUUCUGUGGUGGAUGAAAAUUUCAGCUGGUACCUCGAUGAUAACAUUGAAACUUACUGCUCUGAACCAGAGAAAGUUGACAAAGAGAAUGAAGACUUCCAAGAGAGUAACAGAAUGUAUUCUGUGAACGGGUACGCUUUUGGCACUCUCCCAGGACUCUCCAUGUGUGCAGAGGACAAAGUAAAAUGGUAUCUUUUUGGUAUGGGUAAUGAAGUUGAUGUGCACGCAGCUUUCUUCCAUGGGCAAGUAUUGACUAAUAAGAACUACAGUACUGAUACAAUCAAUCUCUUCCCUGCUACCCUCUUUGAGGCUUUUAUGGUGGCCCAGAGCCCUGGAGAAUGGAUGCUCAGCUGUCAGAACCUAAACCAUCUGAAAGCUGGUUUGCAGGCUUUUUUCCAGGUACAAGACUGUAAUAAGUCUUCAUCAGAGAAUGAUAUCCGUGGGAAACAUGUGAGACAGUACUACAUCGCUGCUGAGGAGAUAAUCUGGAACUACGCACCCACUGGCACAGACACCUUCACCAAAGAAAACUUAACAGCACCUGAGAGUGAUUCAAAGGUAUUUUUUGAACACGGUACUACAAGAAUUGGAGGCUCCUAUAAAAAGUUGGUUUAUCGUGAGUACACAGAUGCCUCGUUCAUGAAUCAAAAGGAGAGAGGACCUGAGGAGGAACAUCUUGGCAUCCUGGGUCCUGUCAUUUGGGCAGAGGUGGAAGACACCAUCAGAGUCACCUUCCGUAACAAAGGAGCAUAUCCCCUCAGUAUUGAGGCGAUUGGGGUGAGAGUUGAUAAGAGGAAUGAGGGCACAUUCUAUGCCACACAUAGUGGAAGUGCACCUUCUUCAGCCUCCUAUGUGGCACCCAAAGGAACAUUCACCUAUGAAUGGACUAUCCCCAAAGAAGUGGGACCCACUUACAAAGACCCUGUCUGUCUAUCUAAGAUGUAUUAUUCUGCUGUGGAUCCCACCAAAGAUAUAUUCACUGGGCUUAUUGGGCCAAUGAAAAUAUGCAGGAAAGGAAGUUUACAUGCAAAUGGGAGACAAAAAGAUGUAGACAAGGAGUUCUAUUUAUUUCCCACGGUGUUUGAUGAGAAUGAGAGCUUACUCCUGGAUGAUAAUAUCAAAAUGUUUACAACUGCACCUGACCAGGUAGAUAAGGAAGACCCAGACUUUCAAGAAUCGAAUAAGAUGCACUCCAUGAAUGGAUUCAUGUACGGAAAUCAGCCUGGUCUCAAUAUGUGCCAAGGAGAUUCAGUCGUGUGGUACUUGUUCAGUGCUGGAAAUGAGGCCGAUAUACAUGGGAUUUACUUUUCAGGAAACACGUAUCUGUCAAGAGGAGAAAGGAGAGACACAGCAAACCUCUUCCCUCAAACAAGUCUUACACUCUCCAUGCAGCCUGAUACUGCAGGGACUUUUGACGUUGAGUGCCUCACAACCGAUCACUACACCGGUGGCAUGAAGCAAAAAUACAUGGUGAACCAAUGCAGUCGGCUGUCUGAGGACCCCACCCUCUACCUGGGGGAGAGGACUUACUACAUCGCGGCAGUGGAGAUGGAAUGGGAUUACUCCCCAAGCAGGGAAUGGGAAAAGGAGCUGCACCACUUACAAGAGCAAAAUGUUUCGAAUGCAUUUUUAGACAAGGAAGAAUUUUACAUAGGCUCCAAGUACAGGAAAGUUGUAUAUCGACAAUACACCGAUAGCUCAUUCAGAAUCCCAGUGGAGAGAAGAGCUGAAGAAGAACAUCUGGGAGUUCUAGGUCCACAACUUCAUGCGGACGUUGGAGACAAAGUUAACAUUAUCUUUAAAAACAUGGCCACAAGGUCCUACUCAAUUCAUUCCCAUGGGGUGAAAACAGAGAGUUCUACAGUGACUCCAACUUUACCAGGUGAAACUCGUACUUACAUAUGGAAAAUCCCAGAAAGAUCUGGAGCCGGAAUAGAGGAUUCUGCUUGUAUUCCAUGGGUUUACUAUUCAACUGUGGAUCAAGUUAAGGAUCUCUACAGUGGAUUAAUUGGCCCACUGAUUGUCUGUCGGAGAUCUUACAUAAAAACAUUCAAUCCCAUAAAGAAACUGGAAUUUUCCCUUCUGUUCCUCGUUUUUGAUGAGAAUGAAUCUUGGUACUUAGAUGACAACAUCAAAACAUACUCUGAACACCCUGAGAAAGUAAACAAAGACAAUGAUGAAUUCAUAGAAAGCAAUAAAAUGCAUGCUAUUAAUGGAAGAAUGUAUGGGAACCUACAAGGCCUCACAAUGCAUGUAGGAGAUGAAGUCAACUGGUAUCUGAUGGGAAUGGGCAACGAAAUAGACUUGCACACAGUACACUUCCACGGCCACAGCUUUCAGUACAAGCACAGGGGCGUUUAUAGUUCUGAUGUCUUUGACAUUUUCCCGGGGACAUACCAAACCCUAGAAAUGUCUCCAAAAACAAGUGGAACUUGGUUACUCCACUGCCACGUAACUGACCACAUUCAUGCUGGAAUGGAAACUACUUACACUGUUCUACCAAAUAAAGCAUCUUCUCACACUCACAGGAGGAUAUGGAACAUGAAUUAUCCAUUUAUAGUCAGCGUAAUGAUUUUAUUCCAAAUUUCUACCAAGGAAUGGCUAGGAGAAUAAGAUCCUCUGAUGUCCGCAAUGGUAUGGUAUCAGGGAGCUGCCUCUUAGAUAACCUCCAGAUGUACUGUGACGUCAGCUUGAAAAAGAGCUCCUGAAGUACCACGUCUGGGAGGCAUGCCACCAGCUGAGCUUCCCAAAAGUCUACCAAGAGCUGAGGAAUCCUAUCUUCAUCCUUAUCACAAAGCACCUU